AUGACAAGCCCUAAUCUUUCUUUAUCCUCAAAUGAUGAUGAAAUUGCUCUUGAUAUAACGUCACCAACAAGUAGAUUACAAAAAGAACAAUUAAAAUCAAAAUUCAGAUUAGCGGCUAUUGAUGAUAUUGAAAAAAAGUCGCGGUAUGAAAUUAAAGAAAAAGCUGAUGAAAUAAAAAGAUUGUUGUGUAUGCGAGUUGGCAGAUAUACUGUUAAUGCAAGUGGUGUAACUAAAUCACAUUUAGCUUCUUGGUGGUCAACUUUUGGUUUUGCGAAGGAAGAAGUUUCUGGUGAAACAUAUUUUGUUUCUAAUUUUGUAUCUUGCCAGAAAUGUUUUACUACUUAUCGUUAUGGAUCAUCGUCGACAGAAUCUAUUUCACGGCAUCAAUGUAAUAGUUCGAUUUCAUCAUCACCCAAAUCAGCAACUAUUGAUAAUCAAUUUACACUAGAUAAACAUUUUAUCAAGGAAAAAAAAAUAUUUCGUCAUUUUGAAAAACAAAAUGCAACAAAAUUAUUUUGUAAUUGGGUGUCGGAUAGUUUCCGUCCAAUCUCAAUGAUUGAAGAUCAAGGUUUUUAUGAAAUAUGUUCAUAUUUCUAUGACUUAGGAACCAAGAAUUAUAAUCGCAACAUGGAUGUUCAAAGUUUAUUCCAGUCUCGACAAACUGUAUCGCGUUGUAUUGUAGACCAAGCACAAUAUUAUCGGCAACAAUUAAGUGAUAUUAUUCGAGAACCACUUGAUAAUCAUUGUGUAACUCUUUCGCCAGAUAUGUGGAGUGAUAAAUUUCGUCAAUUGUCGUAUUUAGGAGUUACAGCAACGUUUAUUGAUAUAAAUAUGAAGUUCAAAAAAUUUACUUUAUGCUGUCGUAGUUUUCCGGUAGAAUUAAGAAAAACAGGUGAAAACAUAUCAAAGGUUUUGAAAGAAGAAUUUGACAAAUAUAAAAUUGACCGCUUUGAUUCUGUUUAUUGGGUGAGCGAUCGGGGAUCAAAUUUUAUUAGAUGUUUUAACUUAAAUAUGGUUGAGCCAAUUUUGUGUUUCGCUCAUCGAAUGCACAACGUGUUAACCAUCACCUUCAUGAACAAGAAGAUUGAUGAUUACUUUAAUGAUGAAGAUAUAGAAGAUAUUCCAGAUAACAUCGAUCAAGAAGAAUAUCUUGGUGAUGAAUCUAUGUCAUUAGCUGUUAAAAGAAUUUUAUUGACCAUUAAAUAUACAAAAAAUCUCGUGAAAUAUGUUAAGAUGUCGAAUUUAAAUGAAUUGAUAGUUAAACUGGGUGGUGAAGGAACAACAACACUCAAGCAAUCGGUAGUUACUCGUUGGCUAUCUCUAUUCACAUGUGUUGAGUCAGUUUAUCUUAAUUAUGAUGCAACAUUAUUAGCAUUAGAACAUCGACGUGCAACGAAAUAUUUGAAUGAAUUGUCUAAAAAUAAUUUAAUAGACUUAUUACUUUUACUAACUCCACUUCAUGUUGCACUUCAAAGUAUUCAAAUUGAUAUGGCACCAUCUCUGCAUUUAGUAGUUCCAUUUUAUCAAAAAUUAUUAAACGAUUAUGGAAGUUAUUCAAAAUUAGUUGCAUCAGCAAAAAAGAAAAAACCAUCUUUAUUUCAAAAUUCAUUUGUUUCGGAUCAUUUAUUAACUGAGUCUAGUGGUGUUCAAUUUUUUCGUGAACGAAUUUAUGAGAAGUUAUUGGAGUUAUUCGUAUUUGAUGAUAGGCAUUAUAUUGCAAUGUGCUUGCAUCCAGCAAUGAGAGAGAUGGAUGGGAUUCCAUAUCACACAAAAACUGGUUGCUACAAUAAUAUUCGACAAUACUUACAAGAUGAAGAAGUUGGUAUUAUUAAUACACCAACAACAACUGAUACUUUAUCAACAAACAAAAGGAGAAAAUUAUUGCACAAAUUCUUAGAAGAGGAUGAAGAUGAAGAUGCUCAUGAAGCUGAACAAACACAAACACAAAUACUUGAUUCAAAUAUAGAUAUUGUUGAUGACGAUAAUUUACUUGUUCAUAAAUCUUCCAUUCGACGUUCACAUUCAAAUUCUUCUCUUUCAACUGAAUUUUCAUAUAGAACGAAUUAUCGAACACUUAAACCAGAUGAACUUGAUCUAUAUCUUGAAACAGAUAUACCAUCAACGAUAGUUAAAGAAAAUCCUAUUGAUUUUUGGUCCAGUGAAUUUGCUUCAAGAUUUCCACGUUUAAAAAAUUUUGCUAGAAAAAUACUAUCAAUUCCUGCUACAUCGUCAGGAACAGAACGGUUAUUUAGUUAUAGUGGUAUUAUUUUGAAUAGUAGGAGACAGCGACUUUCACCAGACCAAGUAGAUAAUAUGUUAGUUAUUAGAAGUGCGCGACAAAUACUUUCGAAUAUCAAACAGGUUGAUUGA
Molecule: messenger RNA, 2370 nt
Organism: Adineta steineri
Lineage: Eukaryota; Metazoa; Rotifera; Eurotatoria; Adinetida; Adinetidae
Source: the annotation of a GenBank genome assembly